Molecule: messenger RNA, 1029 nt
Organism: Parathielavia appendiculata
Lineage: Eukaryota; Fungi; Ascomycota; Sordariomycetes; Sordariales; Chaetomiaceae
Exons: 1
Coding region: 101-766 (221 amino acids)
Source: RefSeq, a predicted model, not a curated record
ACCGCCUCUCCUGUCCCCAACUUCGCUUAAUAUCUGACCCUUUUCAUCACCUCUGCUCUCUACCACCGCACCAGCACCAGGGCGCCCCAAUAGAUCCACAAUGGAGGUCAACACUGGUAACAUGUCGACCUUCUUCGGCGCCGUCGAUGCCAUGGGCUUCUACGGCGCGACGAACAUCAACCCCACCGACAUGAGGAACAACUGCGUCUCGGUCUCGCUCUGCCGUUUGCUGGGCUACGCCAACGUCCAGCAGCUGUGGCGCGCCGCCUACGGUUACGACCUGCCCGAUCAGCCGCUGAGCGAGAGGGGCAUCCGGAACCUCUGCGGCCUGACCGGCUGGCUCUUCCAGUGGCAGCGCUUCAACCAGGAACCUGGUGUCUCGGCCUACGACGUCAUGAUGCGCGACAUCCAAAUUCGCUUCACCACCUUGCGCGCCGUGCUAUACAUACGGGCAAAUGGUACGGGUCACGCGGUGAACGCCUUCUUCAGCAACGUGAUGGGCGAAGGUCCGCGCAUUCUUCUCCUGGCGGACUGGCAAUCCCACCAGAUGGGCCAGCCGGUGCCGGGGAUUUGGAGGGGCCUGUCAGCAUCAUCACGCUCGACCUGGACUGGGGGAAUCCACACGCGAUACAAUCUUUGGUGGAUAGGUACCGGAACGGCUUGUAGGCCUCGAUCAAGUCGGCUGCGGGCAAGUGGUGCUGCUUUGAUUCACGUGUGGCGGGUCAUCAAGUCGCGUUUUGAAAAGAGUUUGGGGGCUGUCCUGUGAAAAUGCACGGGCUUGUUCGCGUAUGUUCCUGACUUACAGCAGAAGAAUGUUGUUUCCAAAUGGUCCACCUCAAGAUGGUUGAGGCUUGUGACCCGCGAAACGAUCGCGGCCGAUAGGCUACCAACAAAGGGAGCAGCCGUAAACCACAAAACGCCCCCCCUGAAGAAAAGACGCCUGUCCGUCCUCAGGAAGCCUUGAGGUUCAUGCCGAAGGUUGCGUGAUGCAGCCGUCUGCAACACAGCCGCCCACAGCCGCCCUAAUAG